Molecule: messenger RNA, 4216 nt
Organism: Pantherophis guttatus
Lineage: Eukaryota; Metazoa; Chordata; Lepidosauria; Squamata; Colubridae
Gene: NAA16
Product: N-alpha-acetyltransferase 16, NatA auxiliary subunit
Biological process (GO): N-terminal peptidyl-methionine acetylation
Cellular component (GO): cytoplasm; NatA complex
Molecular function (GO): protein binding
Source: RefSeq, a predicted model, not a curated record
CCGAGCCGAGCCGAGCCGAGCCGAGCCGGGCUGGCCGAGCCCCGGGCCGGAGGAAAAAAAGGCACCAUGCCUUCCGCGCCGCUGCCGCCCAAGGAGAGCAACCUCUUCAAGCGGAUCUUGAAAUGUUAUGAACAAAAACAGUACAAAAAUGGUCUCAAAUUCUGUAAAAUGAUUCUCUCUAAUCCAAAGUUUGCUGAACAUGGAGAGACUUUGGCCAUGAAAGGGCUGACGCUGAAUUGUUUAGGAAAAAAAGAAGACGCGUACGAAUUUGUUCGGAAAGGGCUACGCAACGAUGUCAAAAGUCAUGUUUGUUGGCAUGUUUACGGACUCUUGCAGCGCUCCGAUAAAAAGUACGACGAAGCGAUUAAGUGCUACCGAAAUGCCCUGAAGCUAGAUAAAGACAAUCUGCAAAUCCUCCGGGAUCUUUCCCUGCUGCAGAUCCAGAUGAGAGACCUCGAAGGAUACAGAGAAACCAGAUAUCAACUACUUCAGCUCCGGCCCACUCAGAGAGCAUCCUGGAUUGGCUAUGCCAUUGCAUAUCAUUUGUUAAAAGAUUACGACAUGGCCUUAAAAUUAUUAGAAGAAUUUAGGAAAACCCAACAGGUGCCCCCUAACAAAAUAGACUACGAAUAUAGUGAAUUAAUAUUGUACCAGAACCAAGUGAUGAGGGAAGCAGAUCUCUUUCAAGAAUCUCUGGACCAUAUAGAAACUUACGAAAGGCAAAUCUGCGAUAAACUCAUGAUAGACGAGAUUAAAGGUGAAAUGCUGCUGAAUUUGGGACGCCUGGAAGAAGCGGCUGAAAUAUAUCGGGAACUUAUUGAUCGGAAUGCAGAAUGUUGGAGUUACUACGAGGGCCUGGAAAAAGCUUUGCGGCCACACUCUUUAGAAGAGAGGCUAGAAUUGUAUGAAGAAAUAAGCAAGCGACAUCCACGGGCUGUUUCACCUCGAAGGCUACCUUUAAACUUCGUCACAGGUGAAAAAUUUAGAGAAUUGUUGGAUAAAUUCCUAAGGGUUAACUUCAGCAAAGGUUGCCCACCCCUGUUUACAACUUUGAAAUCUUUGUACUACAGUGCAGAAAAGAUUUCAACAAUCCAAGAGCUGGUAAUUAGUUACGAAGCUUCUUUGAAAACCUGUCACAUGUUUAGUCCAGAUGAAAACGGAGAGCAAGAACCGCCAACAACGCUGCUUUGGGUUCGUUAUUUCCUUGCGCAGCAUUUCGACAAGCUUGGCCAAUUUUCCUUGGCAUUGGAUUACAUCAACUCUGCUGUGACGAGUACUCCAACGUUAAUAGAGCUGUUCUAUUUGAAAGCCAAAAUUUAUAAGCAUGUAGGCAACCUCAAGGAAGCUGCCAGAUGGAUGGACGAGGCCCAGUCCUUGGAUACGGCAGACAGAUUCAUCAAUUCCAAGUGUGCAAAAUAUAUGCUGAGAGCAAAUCUGGUCAAGGAAGCCGAGGAGAUGUGUUCCAAGUUCACACGGGAAGGGACUUCUGCCACGGAGAAUCUCAAUGAAAUGCAGUGUAUGUGGUUUCAGACAGAAUGUGCCCUCGCUUUUCAAAGAUUAGGAAAAUACGGGGAAGCUUUGAAGCAGUGCCACGAAAUUGAGAGGCACUUCUUUGAGAUCACCGAUGACCAGUUUGACUUCCAUACCUAUUGUUUGAGGAAGAUGACCUUGCGUGCCUACGUCGAUCUCUUGAGGUUAGAAGACGUGCUACGAAAACACGCUUUUUAUUUCAAGGCGGCGCGAUCAGCCAUAGAAAUUUACUUGAAGCUGCACGACAACCCCUUGGCCAGCGAGAACAAAGAGCAGGAAGUGAACUCAGAAAACCUUUCUGCCAAAGAACUGAAGAAAAUGCUCAGCAAGCAGCGGCGGGCGCAGAAGAAAGCAAAACUGGAGGAGGAGAAGAAACACGCGGAACGAGAGCGGCAGCAGAAGAGUCAGAAGAAGAAACGAGACGAAGAAGAGGAGGAGACCAGCGGCCUGAAGGAAGAGUUAAUUCCUGAGAAACUGGAAAGGGUGGAAAAUCCCUUGGAGGAGGCGAUUAAAUUCCUUAUACCUCUGAAGAACCUCGCGGCCGACAACAUAGACACCCAUCUACUAGCCUUUGAAAUAUAUUUCAGGAAAGGAAAGUUCCUGCUAAUGUUGCAGUCCGUUAAAAGGGCUUUUGCUAUCGGUGAUAACAACCCCUGGCUACAUGAAUGUUUGAUUAAAUUUUCCAAGUGUGUGUCGAAUCACAGUAAUUUGCCAGAAAUCGUGAACAAGGUCCUUACGCAAGAAAUGGAGAAGAUUUUUAUUAGCAAAGAUUUGGAAAGUUUCAACGAAGAAUUUCUCAAACGUAAUUCUACCUCUGUACGGCACCUGCUCUCAGGUGCCAAAAUGAUGUAUUUCCUGGAUAAUUCAAGGCAAGAGAAAGCAAUCGCCAUUGCUACUAGACUCGACGAAGCCAUGAGAGACAGAAACGUGAAGAUUUUAACGACGGUUUUGGAUUUCUUGCGUGACGGCACCUUUGGCGAAUGCCACAGCCAGAGCGAGGCGUAUCGGACCGCGUGCCACAAAAUGUUCCCUUUAGCGACGGCCUUCAUGUCUCCAACCAGUGACGAGGACGGUUGCUUUGCCCCCAUGAAUCAUAUGGCCAUCAAUCAUGAAGUGCUGACCAAUGAGAUUUGAAACAGAAGGCGGGACUAGCUCCUGACAGUCCAGGGAUCGUCCGUGAUCUUCCGGCUGGAUCUCAUCGGAUCCCACUCAGCUGUCCAACCCGGGAAACUGGAGGCAAAUCUACUGUGCUGAAACUCCUUUUUUCCCUCAACAAGAGCUGCCAAUAUUAAUAUAAACAGCCUUUUUUUUUUUUUUUUGCAUAAUACUGGUUGUGUUUAUACUUUGUACAGCUAUAAAUCUUUCUAUUCUGAAUCGUCGACCCAUAAAUUCCAUUGAAUAUGCCAAUAAAUACGAUCACUUCUAUCAAAACGUGUUGGAUGGCUUUGCAAGGAAGGUGUCCAUCUGAGGAGAAUCUGAGAAGAGGCCGCCAUCUUGUCUGUGUCACCAUCCGUGGAAAGUCCUGCAUGUGGAAGUUAACAAACCAGGAUAAAUAUAGCCUCGACACAUAUUUUUCAUCGGUUUUAUGUUUCGGUGGUGUCCUUGGUGCUCCCUGAACUGGGUUUUUUUCUUGCAAGACAUUUCAUUGCCCAACUAGGUAACAAACACAGGGCAAAACCCCUCUCCCUUCUUGCAUUGAUGACGUUACCUAGUUGGGUCGUGAAACGUUCUGCAAGAAAACCACCAACCUCAGAGAGCAUCAAGGAUCCUUUCAUUUCAACCCUGAGCUACAAAUAUUAUUUUCCAUUUCUUUCAAAGCAUGGAUCGUGAUGGGUACUGGCAGAGUUUUGUCAGUUUCCUCGUAUUGUGUGGAAAUUCUGAUUUAUUGGAAAAGCGCUUUCGGAUUUAUAAAAUGGAGAAUGUGUUUUUUAAAGCUGUAAAUUAUUUUGGUUCGUAAUGAUUCUUUUCAACGAUCCAUUAAACAUUUAAUACCAUUAAGUUGCCAUUAUGACGAUUAAGUUACCUUUUUUAUUACUUAGGAAUUUUAAAAAAACAUUUCACUUCCAAAACAGAAGGGAGAGAAUUAACGGAGAAUGAGGUCGUAAUAAUAACGGUGAGCUACAUUAAAAUGUUUGAGAAAUGAAUCAGAAGCCAAUAGUCGGAAAAAAAAUAUUGUUGUAUUACAUGCUGUAAAGCUGUUAACGUUGAGUAAGGUUAUUUUUUUUUAAAAGCACAACUUCAUCUAAUUAUACAUUGCAUUUCAUCUUUUUUCCCCCGUUUAUUUUUUUAUAAGUUAACGUACCUGCACUUCACGUAUAACAUAUCAAUGUUUUGUUUCAGUUUUAAAUGUUUUUCCCCCCCUCUUCAGGAGAUAAAUAAAUAUUCCUGAAAAUGAAAUAAAUAUUCCUGAAAAGAAAAGUCACUGUGGCUUGUAUAAAAAGAAAAAAUCUUUUGUUUUGAAAAAAAAUAAUAAUGGAACCAGUUUGUUUUCAAUUUUUUUUUUUUUUUUUGAGUAAUGUAAAUAUUUAAAUGACGGAGGUCCUAUGCAAAAUUUAAAAAGGGAAGUUUUACCAAGAUGUCAUGAAGACAAUCUCCUUUGUCAUUUACUUAGGAUCGAUAGUUGAAUGAAAACUUUACUGUAAAGAGUUCAACAAUGUAAUGCUGUAAUAAAUUAUUUUGUACACUU